Arctia plantaginis is the source of this 831-nucleotide messenger RNA. Lineage: Eukaryota; Metazoa; Arthropoda; Insecta; Lepidoptera; Erebidae. The record is from the annotation of a GenBank genome assembly.
AUGCCGCGUACGAAACGGCCUGUUAAGAAACAGGAAAAAACCAAUGAAGAUGAUGAAGCCCUGAAAAAAUUUAAUAAACUUGUGUCAGACCAGAAGAAUAAAAUAGAUUCCAGGGCACAUAUGGAACUUCGAAAUAUAGAACUCGCAUUCAAGAUACUUCUAGGCUCUAUUAGUAAUGUAUAUUUAAACAAGACUAUAGGACAACUGAAAACUGAACUGCAUCUGAAGGAAGCUCCGAGCACACGGAGAACGAGACAUUCCAGCCGUUCGGCAUCUCAUGAUGAUGGCUAUCUGACGGAGAACUCGUCGCAGAGCUCCGGCGGCAACGUCAAGAAGAGUCGCCUAGUACCGCCCUCAAGUACCCGGUCCACGACUACGGCGCGCCGGUCCCGCUCCGCUGACGCAUCGUGCCGCAAGCUGCCCCCCUCUACCGCCAGUAAGACUGUCCAGCGACGAAGAUCACGCUCAGUGUACCGAACACCCGCGUACAACAAGAAUUCGAAUGUCAUCUAUCCUGCUAUCACUCCCAAGGUUACUCCUCACACACCGCUGACAGUGUUGCGACAACCGCGUCAGGGUGAAAUGGUGGUCUCCAUGUCUGGCUCGCCUGUGAUGGUGCCUUCUUGCUACACGAUGCAACCUGACGAGAUGGCGAACUGCAACAUUCUCCUCCAAGACGGCACCAUGCUCUCCCUCCAGCCCAAACAACUUCGGCAGUCUCAAGCUUACAUUCCGUUCUCACUAAUGGACUCCAACGUGCUGAACCAGCUCAAAACCCUCAAAGAUAACCUCGACAAGGUAGUGAAGCUCGGUGAAAAGGCCAUUAAGUGA